Synchiropus splendidus (mandarinfish) is the source of this 1797-nucleotide messenger RNA. Its product is annotated as C3a anaphylatoxin chemotactic receptor-like. Gene Ontology annotation, molecular function: G protein-coupled receptor activity; complement receptor activity. Gene Ontology annotation, biological process: positive regulation of cytosolic calcium ion concentration; complement receptor mediated signaling pathway; phospholipase C-activating G protein-coupled receptor signaling pathway. Bases 72 to 1100 code for a protein of 342 amino acids. Lineage: Eukaryota; Metazoa; Chordata; Actinopteri; Syngnathiformes; Callionymidae. The transcript has 3 exons. Gene Ontology annotation, cellular component: plasma membrane. The record is from RefSeq and is a predicted model, not a curated record.
AGCUCGAGCGCUCACUUGGGUCAGCCGACGUCCACCGGCCACCACGGCGGCAGCUGAAGCUCCCUGCAGCCAUGUCUCUCAACUCCUCUUGGGUCAAAGGCGACGCUCCAUCAUCGGUGGACGUGGACGCCAUCAUGGACCACGUGGUCAUCGUCUUCUACACGCUCACCAUCGUCCUCGGCAUCACCGGGAACUCAGUGGUCAUCUGGAUGACGGGAUUCAAGCUGAAACCGAACGUCACCAACGUCUGGCUGGUCAACCUGGCCGUCGCCGACCUGAUCUUCUGCUUCACGCGCAUCUUCUCCCUGCUCAAAAAGCUUUUCUUCACCUACUGGCCCUUCGGCACGUUCCUCUGCAAGUUCAACGGCUUCUUCAAGUACGCCAACAUGUUCUGCUCCGUGUUCCUGCUGGCGGCCAUCAGUCUGGACCGGGCCGUCUGCGUCUGGCUGCCCGUCUUCGCCAAGCGCCGUCGCACCCUGUGGACGGCCAGGUGCGUGUCGGUCUGCAUCUGGGUGUCCGCCGUCAUCUUCAGCACGCCGUAUUUCAUCUACCGCCAAGUUUACCUGGCCAAGGGCAACCUGAGCAAGUGCUCCUUGGAGGUGAAGGAGUCGGGGGACGGAAGCCAAACCCCCAAACUGGCCCUCUACUCCAUCCGCUUCCUGUGUGGCUUCCUGCUGCCGUUCUUGGUGAUCCUCACCUGCUACAUUCUGGCCGCCGUGGGGAUCAAACGCACGCGUCUGCUCGGGAAGAAACGCUCUUUACGCAUCGUGGCCUCGCUGGUCAUCGCCUUCUUCCUGUGCUGGGGGCCGUAUCACUGCCUCCUGCUGGUCAAGAUGAUUGAUAGCAAGAACAUACUGGUGAAGGUCUGGCAUCCCAUCGCCAAGUGCGUGGCCUACUUCAACAGCUGCGUCAAUCCGCUCUUGUACUUCUGCAUGGGACUCAGUGGCGGCCGGGGGCUGAGGCAGAGUCUGACCAAGGUCUACAGGCGAGCGCUGGCCAACGACGUGGACGCAGACGUGCAGGCUUCCAUGGACGACAGCUCCGCCUCCAAAAACACGUCCUUGACUCCCAGAACGAACGAAGGGAAGGCGCGGAUUUAGCCGCCAUCCGGAUGACGUCAUACCCCCCAGUGCUUUCAGACCGUCAUGUGACCACGCUGCAGAAAAACUGGCACGAGACGAUUACAAACAAGACUCCAAGAAACCAGCUCCAGAGAGUUCUGACCACGCCCAGACACCGGGUUUCCUACUGUUGGGCUGGUGAGGCUUCAUGAAACAGUGUCAUUAUUUUCAGAGCUCAGCUGUUGCCUUAAAAAUGAUGUGAGGUUUCAGUGAAGUUGUUCAAAUCCAAAUAUGUUUUGAGCAGACAGUGCCAUCUAGUGGGCUUUGAAGAUGACGACGCUGUUUCAUGAAGCCUCAUCAGCCGGUCACUACGCUGUUCCCGCUUGCUCACUAGUGAGGACCUUUACAAGCCGCAACAUGGUGACACGCUGAGUACUGACUUUGAUCUGUCUUUCUGGACCGAACCAACGACUGAAACAUAAGGCGCACGAAUAUUAAGGCAUUUUCUAACUAUUUUUCUGCAUCAACACAGUAACUGAGUUCAAAAAAUAUCACCAGUGUGGCCAGAAUAAAAAAAAAAAUAGUUUAAACAAACUUGGCUGUGAGUCAAUAGGACGUUCCUGUGUCUCUUCCUUCAGUCAAAGUUCCAGUGUUCUGUUUUCUCGACCCAUGAACCAAGCGUUUCUGAUUUUCACCUUGUCUGACUGCCGUCCUCAGUAUCCCACCUUCUUUUGAA